AUGAGUGCGGCAUUCCUUAAGAAAUUCUUCCCCAUAGGAAAAACACUCAGACUUCGGCAAGAGAUUACCACUUUUCAACAAGCUGAGAAUGAACAGUUCUAUGAGGCUUGGGAGAGAUAUGGUGAUCUCAUUCGUAAGUGUCCGCACCAUGACAUACCUAAGUGGCAAUUAGUACAGAGUUUUUAUUCCGAGCUGCAUCCGCAGCAUCGUGUGAUGGUUGAUGCCUCAUGUGGAGGCUCUGUGAUGGUUAAGAAUGAAGAGGAUGCCUGGCAGUUAUUUGAAACUAUGAGCGAAGGGUCCCUGCAAAAUGUUUCUUUUGAGAGGAGAACUAAGUCAGUCAUUACUGGUUCUGAUAAGCCACGAGGUAUGUAUGAGAUUAAACCAUCUCAUGACCUCCAAUCUAAAGUAGAUGCACUGACUGAGAAAGUUGAACAGCUUCUCACCAAGGAAUUGGCCACCUCACAGCCUCCACCUUAUCAGGAGCACCACAAUUCCCUUUGUUUGUGCAAGAACAGGUUAAUGCUGCACAAGGGUAUGCCAAUGCGCAAGGUUUCUCCAAACCGGAAUCAGCAGCAAGCACAUCCCCAAUCCUCGCGGGAUCCAUCCUUUGAGGAAAAGGUGCUACAAGCGCUUGGUAGACUAAAUGACACCCAACAGCAGGUGCGCACCAACACACAGUCCAUCGCAAGGUUAGAGACCCAAGUGGGUCAAAUAGCCAAUGCACUCAAUCGUAGAGAAGAAGGUAGGUUGCCCAGUCAGCUUGUCCAACCCCAUGGAAGACAGUUUUUGGUUCAUGACUCGCCUCCUGCUGAUGCUAAGGUAAUUAUGACUUUGCGCAAUAAGAGAGAGGUCGAAACCCGACCAGAGAAAGUGAAGCCGAAAGAGCAUUUGGCUCCCUCCGACCCCGAUGACUUUGGGAAGGAGAGUUCACAGAGUAAAGAUGGAACCCCUCUAGUCACACCUGCAUCACCCACUUCCGUGUCAGCGGCCCCAAGGUGCCACCCUAUGUGCCUAAAGCCCCAUUCCCAUCAUGUUUGA
Rhododendron vialii is the source of this 1038-nucleotide messenger RNA. RefSeq lists its product as uncharacterized. The record is from RefSeq and is a predicted model, not a curated record. The transcript is spliced from 3 exons. Bases 1 to 1038 code for a protein of 345 amino acids. Lineage: Eukaryota; Viridiplantae; Streptophyta; Magnoliopsida; Ericales; Ericaceae.